UUUCGUGUUUUAGUUCGGACGGCGGAUGGCCGCGCGUCCACUUUCAGUACAUUUGACCACGUGACGAUAGUUACAGCCGUCGACUUCGCCCACCAUUAUUUAAUUAUUGAAAAUAAAUUGUUAUGCACUGGAUUCUCUAUUAAUAGAGACAGUUUCAGGUUCAAAUGGAGGAAUCCUUGGAUGGGCGUGAAGGCAGCUCGAGCGCCGCUGGGUUCGAUUCCGCGGCGAUACUCAACGACGAUGUCUCACCGACUACCAGCUUCUGCUACAAUAUUCCCAACUUAUUCAACGGGUUUGUAUCUUUGGGUCCCGGGUCAGUACUUUGCGAACGCUCUGAGAACGAUGCGACAGAAACGUUUACAACCAACACCGAGCCUGCUGAGGAGAGCGUCGAACAACAAUACGAGGAAGAUGAAGAAUAUUCGCCCAAAUCAAAUUCAAAAGGCGAUGUCCCAAAACGAAAACAAAGGCGAUACAGAACAACAUUUUCGAACGUACAACUGGAGCAGUUGGAGGCGGCCUUCCACAAGACACACUACCCUGACGUGUUCUUCAGGGAGGAGCUGGCCAUGAGAAUUGACUUGACUGAAGCUAGAGUCCAGGUUUGGUUUCAAAACCGCCGGGCGAAGUGGCGCAAACAGCAAAAGGCCGGCUGUGACCAGUAUCCCCGCGGGAGGUCUCCGGGAGAGCGCUCGCCCUCCACACUGGCGCUGGAGAUGAGGGACUUCAUAACUAUACCAG
Manduca sexta (tobacco hornworm) is the source of this 741-nucleotide messenger RNA. RefSeq names its product homeobox protein ARX. Gene Ontology annotation, molecular function: RNA polymerase II transcription regulatory region sequence-specific DNA binding; DNA-binding transcription factor activity, RNA polymerase II-specific. Lineage: Eukaryota; Metazoa; Arthropoda; Insecta; Lepidoptera; Sphingidae. The record is from RefSeq and is a predicted model, not a curated record. Gene Ontology annotation, biological process: regulation of transcription by RNA polymerase II.